Rhopilema esculentum is the source of this 2661-nucleotide messenger RNA. Its product is annotated as diacylglycerol kinase theta-like. Gene Ontology annotation, molecular function: ATP-dependent diacylglycerol kinase activity. The record is from RefSeq and is a predicted model, not a curated record. Gene Ontology annotation, biological process: phospholipase C-activating G protein-coupled receptor signaling pathway. Gene Ontology annotation, cellular component: membrane. Lineage: Eukaryota; Metazoa; Cnidaria; Scyphozoa; Rhizostomeae; Rhizostomatidae.
CCUUGCAAAAGAGGUCUGUGUCGGCCUAUAACGUAAAUGAUCACCGGUGCCUCUCUUGAUGGAUGAUAAAAUAGAGUUUUCAAGAAAUAAAUUGAAAGCGCUGAAAUUCAAAUUAUAAUCGCACUCAAGGGAGCCAAAUAACGCACCAGCCUGUCGGGGUUUAUCGUUGUACGUGACCCGAAGAUGUCCAUGAAUGCUGAUGAAGAUCACGGGCAUUCGUUUGAAAAGAAGACCUUUCACAAACCUACUUAUUGUCAUCACUGUUCUGACAUGUUAUGGGGAAUUACGAACCAAGGAAAUAUGUGCAAAGUUUGUGGAUUCGUGACCCACGAUCGUUGCAUGGCCAAUGUUGUCAUACCCUGCACUGCACUGUCGCUCGCACAAGUUCAGAGGCCACAAGCGCACACUUUCAUAUCUAUUUCAACGAAGUCAAAGAUAUGCAAUGUUUGCAGGCAGCGCAGCGAAGACUCCGAUUUUCUCUCUUGCAGAUGUUGCGAGUAUUAUGUUCAUUCAAGCUGCUCAAAGGACACUGUUCAUAAUUGUAAAAGAUCUUCCGUUUACCAUGAAGAUCUUGUUGAUGCCAAGUAUAUUCAGCGCCACCAUUGGAUGGAGGGGCACCUUCCUGCAUCAUCGAAGUGCCACCACUGCAAGAAAAUCUGCAGCAGCUCAGAGUGCCUUACCGGUCUAAGAUGCUCUUGGUGCGGCAUAACGGCUCAUCCCGGUUGUCAGCACAACAUCAACCAAUCCUGCAACUUUGGAAAUUUCUCAAGAUUGGUUUUACCUCCAUUUUAUGUGUCAGCUGAGAAUAUUCCCUUGUGGAUAACAAGAUUUUCUGCUGAUACGGCAAGAAAAAUGUCAGGCUCUUCAGAUUCAAGUCACACAAGCUCUGGGUCAUCGGAAGACAGACACGAUGUUUGUAAUUCUGGUGACGUUGAAGAUUCAUCUGGUGUUCUGAGAAUAUACGAUGGUGACAUCACAAAUCCGCAUGGUUGGCGCAAUGUAAGGGUUUCAAAAGAUGCUACUGCACCAGAUGUGCUGAGAGAUGCCUUGUUACAGUUUCGCAUCACGGAAGAGCAGAACAAAUAUUACCUGGCUAGAGCAAUCAGCGUCAAUUCGGAGCGACGCCUGGAAAACUACGAAAAACCCAUGCAUUUUGUGAAAAACAAAAAGCCGCAGUUGUUUCUAAGACACAGUUCUUUAGACAUAAAACAUGGCACACUGACCAUCUACAGAGGAGAUAUACCAGCAAAGCAACCAUCGGUGAUCGUUGAAGUUAACUUGCGAACUCCAGCUUGGCGAAUCGUUGAGCGUGCGCUCAGCUUGUUUGAAAUCGAAAAUGCCAAAAUGGAGCGGUACUGUCUAGUUGAACUUCAAAUGCAGCCCAAUGGAGUUGAUGAAAGAUAUGUCGAAGAUGAAGAUUGCGUAUGGGAAGAUUACAUAGGAAGAAGAAAGUUAUCAAUCGCCCGGACACAUUCUAUACGGUAUUAUCUUCAACCGGUUGCAAGCAGAGCAAGGAAGACAUCAUUGUUUAUUGGCAACCUGCCCUACAAUUUAACUAAUGCACAGUAUGAAGCAUCUGUAACUGAAAUUAUGGGGGAAUUUGUUCCUGAUUGCAUCAUCGAAUAUUCCUUUCCCCUGUAUGGUGCAAUUGUCAUCGAGUUCCCAUCAAUAGACUCGUUGAUAUCCGGAUAUUUCAGACUGAAGGAUGCUUCGAUAAACGAAAGGAGAAUUUAUGUGAAAAUAAUUCCAAUCAUAGAGGAGAAACUGCUCCCAAACUCGAGUUGGCCCUUACUUGUUUUCGUCAAUGGCAAAAGUGGUGGUGGACAAGGGGCCAAGCUUAUCAAUUUCUUCCAGAGGACACUCAACCCUUAUCAGAUUUUUGAUUUGAUGGAAGGAGGUCCUCUUCCCGGCUUGUACACGUUCCGAAAAGUGCAAAAUUUCCGAAUUCUUAUUUGUGGUGGCGAUGGAACAUUCGGCUGGGUGCUUUCAUCUAUUGACGAAGCGAAUAAAUAUAUGCUGUUGACAUGCAAGGAGCCUCCUUGUGCACUGCUUCCGCUGGGAACAGGCAAUGAUUUAGCUAGAGUUUUGAACUGGGGUUCUGGAUACACAAGCAGUGACGAUUUGACGUCAUUGUUACUAUCUGUCGACGAUGCAGUUGAAACCAACCUUGACAGAUGGAGUGUUGUAUUUGAUGUACCUGCCUCACCAGACUCUAGCUCCUCUGAAGACGAACAAGCAAACGUCAUAAUCAUGAAUAACUAUUUCGGAAUUGGUGUCGAUGCGAUGCUCUCUCUUGACUUUCAUCUCGCUAGGGAGGAGCAACCCGACAAAUUCAACAGCAGGCUUCGUAACAAAGGUGUUUAUUUCAAAUCUGGAUUGAAAAACAUCGCGAAAAGCUCAAACUCAAAUCUGCAAGAUAAAAUCGAACUCGAGGUUGACGGAAAGACUGUGAAUAUACCCAGCAUCGAAGGACUUUUAAUUUUAAAUAUACCAAGCUGGGCUGGAGGAUCAGAUCCUUGGGGGAAAGACAAAGAUACUAAAUUCAAGCAGCCUUCAUUGAAUGAUGGUUUGGUUGAACUGAUGGGUUUCACUGGCGUUGUCCAUAUGGGGAGAAUUAAAAGUGGCCUGUCAUCUGCAAUCAAGAUUGCCCAAGGCAGUUAG